Messenger RNA from Glossina fuscipes, 1969 nucleotides. Its product is annotated as tripartite motif-containing protein 45-like. NCBI's taxonomy places the organism in Eukaryota, Metazoa, Arthropoda, Insecta, Diptera, Glossinidae. The transcript has 4 exons. The record is from RefSeq and is a predicted model, not a curated record. Gene Ontology annotation, cellular component: chromatin; nucleoplasm. The annotation marks the transcript as partial. Gene Ontology annotation, molecular function: ubiquitin-protein transferase activity; zinc ion binding. Gene Ontology annotation, biological process: positive regulation of DNA-templated transcription.
AUAUAAAUAAAACAAAAACAAAAAUACAAAAUAUAAAUAAAAGUAAAGAAUUGCAACUCAACGAAAAACCUUUCAAACGUUCCUUGUUACUGCUUUUGCUUUUCGAUUCGAAUUUUUGUGAUUUUUCAUUUGUAAUAUUUAAGCGGCUUUAUAUAUGGCAACCUUGGAGGACUUUACACCCAGCAUUUUACCAAAAACCGCCACCGUCGUUAACAGCACCACCACCACCGCUAUAAACCCCGCAACUGUCUCGAUUUGCACCGCAAACACAGCCGCUGCUAGCGCUGCCAGUAUUGCAACUGUUCUCUCGAAUACGGCUCCGACCCAAAAUAAGAACUUUCUCUUGGAACCAAACAAUACUGCAACAAUUGCGAGCGAGGUUUUAGGAGAAAUUCCAAAUUCUAUAAUUAGUGCUUCCGCAUCUGCUGUUGAUUCUAUCGUUGAAAAACUGGUCAAUUCUCUCGAUUUAAAGGAGCCCGUCAUUAAUACGCAAGGAAUUAAUAAGGAAAUUAUAAAUUUGUCUUCGUCUUCAUCUUCAGUGGGUGCUGGCAGUGUAAAAACAAAUUCGGAGACCAUAAUGUUUAGCGAAGUGUUUGAAAGUAACGUUGGCACUGAACUUGAGUCGGGCGCUUUGGAAGAUUCGAAUUCAUCAUUGGGCGAGGGCGGAGUUGAAAAGAAUUGCAAAGUUUGCUGCUCUCGCUUGCAAAGGCCUCGCGUUCUCUCUUGCCUUCAUGUCUUUUGUGAGGGAUGUCUGAUGAGAUUGCUUACUGACGAUGCUGGUAACAUUUCUUCGUCAUCGUCUACAACAUCAUCUGUGGCUGGCGAAAUAAUUCAAUCGAACUUAAAAACUCAGAUUGAAUGCCCGAUUUGCAAGCAAAUUACUGCGAUUGGUGUCAAGGGUAUACAAUCAUUGACAUGCGAUUAUAUAUUGACCAAUAUAUUGGAUUUGGCCAGCAUCGAAUCGGAGCAAUUGUUUUGCACUUCAUGCAAAAGCAAAGAGAAUGCGAUUUCGCGUUGCAAUGAUUGUGCCAACUUUUUGUGUAGCGGUUGUGAUAAUGCGCAUAAGUAUAUGCGCUGCUUUGAGAAUCAUGAGGUUCUUAAAUUGGAAGAUUUACAAAAGUCGUCGGAUAAUGGAAAGCCAUUGGUUAUUCAUAAGCCGUUGUACUGCAACGUUCAUACAUCCGAAAAUCUUAAGUAUUAUUGCUUUAAUUGUCAAAUACCGGUUUGUAAUGAUUGCCUGAUUGCCGAUCACAAGGGUAGCGAACAUCAUUAUGAUGUUAUUGCAUUGGCUGAAAAGUCUGUACGUGGCGACAUUGAGAAUCUUAUGAAAGAGGCUAAAUCAAAGGUGCAAUAUUGUGAUGAUGCUGUCUCAAAUUUAUCAACCGCUUUAAAUGAGUUACAGACUCAACAUGAUUCCGCUCGCGAUCUAAUUCAGGAAACUUUUGAAAAAUAUAAGAAAAUCUUGGAGAAAUGCCGCGAUCAGGCUUUAAUAGAAUUACAAAAAUUGCAUUCGGAACGUGAAUUGAAGAUUAUGGAUUUAUUGCAAAAUAUUGAAAAUACUAUGGGUAAGAUCAAUAAUGCAAACCGAUUUACUAAUCGUGUGCUAGAACAAGCAAAUGCUGGCGAGUUUUUGGCAAUGAAAAAAUUGAUCGGCAAUCAAUUUAUUAAUUUAAUAAACACUACUCCGAAAUGCGAUAUUAACUAUUCAUUGACUUUCGAUACCAAACUUGAAAAGUUUGAACAAGUAGCUCAAGAGGCUUUUGGAAAAUUUCGAACUGAAUCUACACCUCCAUCGCCUAAGGAGAGUACACCUCCGCCCACGUUGCCCGGUAUGCCACCGACAAUGAUUAAUGGCCGCGUUGGCGCUAUCAAUUGCUCAAAUAGCUCUCAAGGUCAAGUGGCGGGCUCGGUGACUGCUAGCAGUCCCAUAUCAUUGCCCACUUCUAUGCAGAGCUCCUUUGAUGGUGAU